Molecule: messenger RNA, 333 nt
Organism: Pelecanus crispus (Dalmatian pelican)
Lineage: Eukaryota; Metazoa; Chordata; Aves; Pelecaniformes; Pelecanidae
Source: RefSeq, a predicted model, not a curated record
AUGUCUUGCUACGACCUGUGCCCCACCACCAGCAGCAUCGCCUGCCCCCAGCCCAUCACUAACAGCUGCAAUGAGCCGUGCAUCCGCCAGUGCCCUGACUCCACAGCCCUGAUCCAGCCGCCCCCCGUUGUCGUCCCCUCCCCCGGCCCCACCCUCAGCCCCUCCCCCCAGCAAGCCGUGGUGGGCUCCUCCGGAGCACCCGCCUUUGGGGGCUCCCUGGGGCUGGGGGGCCUCUACGGGUCUGGGGGCCUCUACAGUUAUGGGGGCUCUCUGGGAUAUGGGCCCCAAUACAAUGCUCAGUCUACAGCACUGACAUUGCUCAACGGUACUUAA